Molecule: messenger RNA, 978 nt
Organism: Lycium barbarum (goji berry)
Lineage: Eukaryota; Viridiplantae; Streptophyta; Magnoliopsida; Solanales; Solanaceae
Exons: 3
Coding region: 1-978 (325 amino acids)
Source: RefSeq, a predicted model, not a curated record
AUGGUUUUUGAGGAUGUGAAUGAGUUUAGGGAUGCUGUUACAAAAUAUGCACUUCAAAGGGGUGCGCAGUUAGAGAAAUUUGUCAAUGAGCCCAAAAAGGUUAGGGUGAGGUGUAGAGAUGGCUGCCCAUGGCUACUAUAUGCAAGUCUUGACAAGAAGACUAAUGAUUUCAUGAUCAAAACCUACAAUCCUAAACAUAGGUGUGUCAAGACUACUAAAAAUUACAUGUCCAAUGCUAAGUUCUUGUCCAAGCAUUACAAGAAUAGAAUUACAGAACAGCCAAACAUUAGGAUUUUCAAGUUUCAGCAGUUGAUUAGGGAAGAACUUAACAUACAUGUUGGAAAAACCACUGCCGGAAGAGCUAGAGCUAAAGUACUCCAAGAAAUCAUGGGUGAUCAUGUGUUAGAGUUUAGAAGAAUAUUUAACUAUAGGGAUGAAAUGUUGAGAACUAAUCCUGGGAGUACUUGUAUUGUUAAGGUUGAUGACUCUGGUGAAAGUGGUGGUUGUAGGAAAUGUAUUGGUUUGGAUGGUUGUUUCUUAAAGGGAAUAGCCAAAGGACAGCUGUUGGCUGCUAUUGCUAAGGAUGCUAAUAAUCAAAUGUUGCCUAUUGCUUGGGCUAUAGUGGAAUAUGAGAAUAAGAACACUUGGACAUGGUUUUUGAAAUUGUUGAUAGCUGAUUUGGGAAUGGGAGAUGGCAACAAUUACACAAUGAUAUCAGACAUGCAAAAAGGGCUUCAAUCAACUAUGAAAGAAUUUUUACCACUGGUGGAGCACAGGAUGUGUGCAAGACACAUCCUAGCUAACUGGACAAAAGGAUGGAGAGGUCUUCAAAGAAGGAACCAAUUCUGGAAGUGUGCAAAAAGCAUCUUUGAAGGAGAGAUGAAGAUAAAUCUGGACAAAAUGAAACAGCUUGGUACUGCCAAGGAUGGUAAGGAUAGUGUUGCAGAUUUACUGUACUACCCACCUGAAACUUGGUAG